This is a messenger RNA of Phycodurus eques (leafy seadragon), 1215 nucleotides long. It is a transcript of the gene isl2b, whose product is annotated as ISL LIM homeobox 2b. Gene Ontology annotation, biological process: positive regulation of transcription by RNA polymerase II; axonogenesis; neuron fate specification. NCBI's taxonomy places the organism in Eukaryota, Metazoa, Chordata, Actinopteri, Syngnathiformes, Syngnathidae. Gene Ontology annotation, molecular function: cis-regulatory region sequence-specific DNA binding; DNA-binding transcription factor activity, RNA polymerase II-specific. The record is from RefSeq and is a predicted model, not a curated record. Gene Ontology annotation, cellular component: nucleus. The coding region runs from base 89 to 1183 and encodes 364 amino acids. The transcript has 6 exons.
GCAGCCGCGGAAGGGCCACUCACUCACUCCUCACUCCUCACUUCAUCUUUUUUUGUGCACCUCCAGCUCGCCCCUUCCUCCUUCCUGUAUGGUGGAUAUUAUUUUCAGCUCUUCUUUCUUGGGUGAUAUGGGGGAUCAUUCCAAAAAGAAGCCAGCAUUCGCCAUGUGUGUGGGAUGCGGAAGCCAGAUCCACGACCAGUACAUCCUGAGAGUCUCCCCCGACCUGGAGUGGCACGCAGCCUGCCUCAAGUGUGCAGAGUGCAGCCAGUACCUGGACGAGAGCUGCACUUGCUUCGUGCGGGACGGCAAGACCUACUGCAAGAGAGACUACGUGAGGUUGUUCGGCAUCAAGUGCGCGAAGUGCAACCUGGGCUUCAGUAGCAGCGACCUGGUGAUGAGGGCCCGGGACAACGUUUACCACAUCGAGUGCUUCCGCUGCUCGGUGUGCAGCCGGCAGCUGCUGCCCGGCGACGAGUUCUCUCUGCGGGAAGACGAGCUCCUGUGCCGGGCCGACCACAGCCUGCUGCUGGACAGAGGCUCCGCCGGAAGCCCCGUCAGCCCCGGACACAACGUGCACUCCAACAGAGCCAUGCACCUGGCAGCAGAGCCGGUGACGGUGCGGCAGGCCCCGCAUCGCAACCACGUCCACAAGCAGUCGGAAAAGACCACGCGGGUGCGCACGGUGCUCAACGAGAAGCAGCUGCACACGCUGCGGACGUGCUACAACGCCAACCCGCGGCCCGACGCGCUCAUGAAGGAGCAGCUGGUGGAGAUGACCGGCCUGAGCCCCAGAGUCAUCCGCGUGUGGUUCCAGAACAAGCGGUGCAAGGACAAGAAGAAGUCGCUGCUCAUCAAGCAGCUCCAGCAGCAGCACAGUGAUAAGACUGUAAGCAUCUUCAACCUGCAGGGCCUGACGGGAACGCCUCUGGUGGCCGGGAGUCCCAUCCGGCACGAGAGCGCCGUGCAGGGCAACCCGGUGGAGGUCCAGACCUACCAGCCGCCUUGGAAGGCCCUCAGCGAGUUUGCCCUGCAGAGUGACCUGGACCAGCCUGCCUUCCAACAACUGGUGUCUUUCUCUGAGUCUGGCUCUCUGGGCAACUCGUCGGGAAGUGACGUCACAUCAUUAUCCUCUCAGUUACCGGACACCCCCAACAGUAUGGUACCCAGCCCGGUGGAGACGUGAAACCCACGACCUCCGCCAAGACCCCCCCCCCU